AUGGGACCAUCUGGAAGUGGGAAAACUUCGCUGCUUUGUUCGCUUGCUGGGAGACUAAAAGGCUCUUUUGGAAUUCGAUACCGUAUUGGCGGUGAAAUGUUUUAUAAUGGCGCGGCGCCUUCUGAAAACGUAAUCAGGUCGGUCACUUCGUUUGUGACUCAAGACGAUGAUGCUCUGAUGCCGUCUUUAACGGUACGGGAGAGCCUCCAAUUUGCUGCUGGCUUGCGCCUACCUUCGUGGAUGUCAAAGGAAGAAAAAAACCGGCGUGCGGAAGAAAUUCUUCUGAAAAUGGGCCUAAAGGAUUGCGCAAACAGUUUAAUUGGCAGCGACCUUAUCAAGGGUAUUAGCGGUGGGGAGAAACGGAGAGCUACCAUUGCGAUACAGAUCUUAACGGACCCGAAGAUUUUGCUCCUGGACGAACCGACAUCUGGUCUAGAUGCUUUCACGGCCACAUCUAUUAUCGAGGUUUUGCAAGGUCUGGCAGCCGAGUGGAGGACUCUUAUUCUUACGAUACACCAAUCCAGAUCAGAUAUUUUCCGUUACUUCCACAACAUUUUGCUGCUGUCUAGAGGUGGCCACCCCGUCUACGCAGGAAAGGGGGCUGAGAUGUUAUCCUAUUUUGGGCAGCUUGGGUAUCCAUGCUCCAAAACUACAAACCCGGCCGAUUUUGUUCUGGAUUUAAUCACAGUGGACCUCCAGGAGAUAACGCGAGAAACUGCGACCCGUUCAAGAGUGCAGUGUCUGAUCUCAAAUUGGGCAGAAAUGCCAGCGGAGUUAACUCGUCAAACGUCGACGAUUGCCACUCCUGAACAACUUGGAAGUCUUAUGAGACAAAUCAACUCCUUUCAUGUCAUUUUCCCUUUGGUCCUACGUCGAUCCCUGAUUAAUCUACGGAGACAACCCCCACUUAUCGCUGCACGGACGAUGCAAGUAGUUGGAAUGUCAAUUAUCAUAUCGUUAUUUUUUGCUCCUCUGCGAAACGACUAUGAGGCCGUUCAGUCGAGGAUGGGUAUCCUUCAGCAGUUCGCUGCUUUGUACUUUGUUGGGAUGUUACAAAAUAUCGCUAUAUACCCUAACGAAAGAGAUGUCUUUUACCGCGAACAAGAAGAUAACUGUUACUCCAUCGAGGCAUUCGUUAUACAGUACACGAUUCUCGAAGUCCCCUUCGAAAUUGCUUCCUCGCUGGUGUUUGGCGCCUUAAUGGCAUUUGCUAUUGGUAUGCAGCGGACGGUGGAGAUGUUUCUCAUCGCAGCCUUCAAUUGCUUCUGCAUUGUCAAUUGCGGCGAAUCGUUAGGAAUCAUGUUCUGCACGUUGUUCUCUCACGCCGGUUUCUCCGUCAACAUUACGUCGAUCCUUCUGUCCAUCGCCAACAUUCUCGGCGGCGUUAUGAGCCUCAACAUCCCCGCCGUUAUCCAAGCGUUUAACCACCUAUCCCCCAUCAAAUACGCGGUUGCGAACCUGGCCAGUUAUUCGAUGGCCAAUCACCAUUUCACCUGUAGUGAUUCCCAGCGCAUGCCUAGUGGCAACUGCCCUAUAGAGACAGGUGAACAGGCGCUGAAGCUAUAUAAUCUGGACAAGAACCCUGAGAUGAAUUUGAUGGCGUUGGGCGUAUGCACGAUCGUUUACAGGGUGGUUGCUUACGGGUUGUUGAAGGUAGCCAGAUCCUAUGGGUUUUGGGAGAGGGUUAAAGUGCUGUUUCGAAGGCAGCGAGAGGGAGACUGA
This is a messenger RNA of Histoplasma mississippiense, 1722 nucleotides long. RefSeq lists its product as hypothetical. The transcript has 2 exons. Gene Ontology annotation, cellular component: membrane. Bases 1 to 1722 code for a protein of 573 amino acids. NCBI's taxonomy places the organism in Eukaryota, Fungi, Ascomycota, Eurotiomycetes, Onygenales, Ajellomycetaceae. The record is from RefSeq and is a predicted model, not a curated record. Gene Ontology annotation, molecular function: ATP binding; ABC-type transporter activity; ATP hydrolysis activity.